AUGGCGGGUAAAUUGGAAGAAGCAGUUGUCAGUUUGGAAGCUAUGUUCCAGAAGACGGAAUCAGAUCUGAAUCAUUUAACACGGAAAUUAGAUUUUGAAUUGCAAAAGACUGGCUUCUCGGAUAAUGAGAACCCAAUAAAAUUAAUGCAGCAGAUUUCAGAUAUCAAAAAGGAAUACUUGACACUUGUUGAUGAAACUAAAAAAGUACAGGAGGCACAGAAGGAAAUGAUGGAUUAUUUUCAUGAGCAACUUGGAAACCUUAUCAAAAUAACAAAGCAUUUGGAGUCUCGGACAAAUUGCAAUGUUUCUGAAACAUCAGAUGAACUGAAAGCUUUGGAACAACUUACUGGUGUCCCAAUCCUGAGUACUGCUCCAGAGAAGAUUUCCACUGAAGAUCAGGUGGCAGAAUCUCAGAAGACUUGCCCAGAGACUUUCAAGAACACAAUUAUCAAAGAAAAAGUGCCAGAAAAGACAUUCAGUUCAAUAGAUUUUGUCAAGUCGCCAUCAACAAAACGAAAGAAUACAACUGAGUUUAUGCCAUUAACUGAAGAAGAAUUUAAUCAAGUCUCUAAUCUUGUGCGUGGCCGAGCAAAACUGGAAGAUGUUAACAAUUGCUACCAAGUCCUUUGGCAAUAUUUCAAAGAGGAAAAGAACAAAGGGUUUUUAACAACAAAAGAGAUGCACAACAUGGGUUUACGAAUUACUGGAGCCACUGGAGAAGCUAAACUUAAGAUAUUGCGAUCUUUGAAAUUGCUCACAUUAAAUAGCCAAGGUGUUCUCUCUCUCUCUCUCUCUCUCUCUCUCUCUCUCUCUCUCUCUCUCUCUCUCUUUUAUCACUUUUUAGGCCAGUCUUCAAAGAAUUUAGUUUUCGAAUUGCCAUAA
Messenger RNA from Acanthosepion pharaonis, 882 nucleotides. The record is from the annotation of a GenBank genome assembly. Lineage: Eukaryota; Metazoa; Mollusca; Cephalopoda; Sepiida; Sepiidae.